Messenger RNA from Durio zibethinus, 1778 nucleotides. RefSeq lists its product as uncharacterized. NCBI's taxonomy places the organism in Eukaryota, Viridiplantae, Streptophyta, Magnoliopsida, Malvales, Malvaceae. The record is from RefSeq and is a predicted model, not a curated record.
AAUUGAAUAAAUUAAUUGAGCCGAAAAUCCUAGUAAAACUUAGAUAAAAUUAAAAGCAAAAGAACCCUUGUUUUUGGAGUUUCUUUCUCGAACUAUAAAAAUAACACCCAAGUUGCUGCCGUGAAAAAAUGAGAUUUGACUUUCCUUGUACUAAAUUAGUAAUGGAAGUGUAAAAACCAGCAAACUGAAGAGGAAAAAUGCUUUGUAGCCGUGAGAUUUUCAAUUUUUUAGUGAGGAAAGAUGUGAGGAAGAUACUGAAGCGGAAGGACAGCGAUGCUGGCGAAAGAGGAAAAGCCCUGGAGGAGUUGCAUGCUUCCCUCUUUAACAAAUUCCGCUCAUCUGAAAGUUCAAAGUAUCAACAGCAGCGAAUUAGUGGCCCUGUUGCUGCUCUUACGUUCAACUUUAUAGUUGCUGUUGGUAUUAUUUUCAUGAACAAAUGGGUACUUAAAAAUGUAGGAUUCCAGUUUCCAGUAUUUCUGACUUUUAUUCACUAUGCUGUCAGCUGGGCAUUGAUGGCCAUUUUGAAGUCUUUUUAUCUCCUCCCAGCAUCUCCACCCUCAAAAUCAACCCCUUUGUCUUUGUUUAUUCUUGGUAUUGUUAUGUCUUUAUCUACUGGUCUUGCUAAUGUCAGCUUGAAAUACAACAGCGUUGGAUUUUAUCAGAUGGCUAAGAUUGCUGUCACACCAUCUAUUGUCCUUGCAGAGUUUAUAUGGUAUAAAAAGACAGUCACUUUCUCCAAGGUGAUUGCACUAACAGUUGUAUCUAUUGGUGUUGCAAUCGCUACGGUUACGGAUUUACAAUUCAGCCUCUUUGGAGCUGGUGUAGCGUUGGCAUGGAUAAUCCCUAGUGCUAUCAAUAAAAUCCUUUGGUCCAACAUGCAGCAACAAGAGAAUUGGACGGCAUUGUCGUUAAUGUGGAAAACAACGCCAAUCACUUUGCUUUUUCUGGUUUCUAUGAUUCCUUUCCUUGAUCCCCCUGGUGUGCUCGCCUUCCCUUGGAGCUUCAGCAAUACAUCAGCAAUCCUUGUGUCAGCUUUUCUUGGCUUCUUGCUUCAGUGGUCAGGAGCUUUGGCACUUGGGGCUACAUCCGCAAUUUCCCAUGUGGUUUUAGGACAAUUCAAAACUUGUGUUCUGCUUCUUGGAAGUUGUUACAUUUUUGGUUCAAAUCCAGGCACAAGCAGUAUUUGUGGAGCAUUUAUAGCUAUUGGUGGCAUGUCCUUUUUCACAUAUCUGAAUUUACAUGCUAAGAUGCAACUGUGGCCUCUGAAGGUUUACUCCUCUUUGCCAAAGUCCAAGUUGGGCGAAGGCAAUGGGGAGAGGUGCGAUGGAUUUGGUGCAGAAAGUGUCUAAAAAAAAAAGAGAAUUAUCUUAUCUGCGGAUACUAUUUGACAUGAGAUGCUAAAAGUCUAUUAAAUUUUUUGGAACCGAUCUAAUGAUUUCAAUGUUCAUAGUGUAGUUGCAGCUUUUGCCAGUAACCUCCCUUUAGCAGCGUUUGGUUAAGAUGUAACAAGUGCUUUGUUAUUAUGUCUACUGUUCAAGCAUUGUACGUAUAUAUAUCUGAUUUGAUUAAAAUGGUUCUACGCUUGGAAACUUUCAUGGGGAGAAAAAGCCAAAAAGGAAAGAGGGAGAGGAGAAAGAAAUAAUAUGAUAUACCAAUGGGUGAAAACAGAGCAAAGAAAGAUGAUGAAGAUAGAUGAAUUCGGUUCAUUCUUCUUUUUAUUUUUUUUUCUUGUUUUUGUUUUUGAGAGUAGGAUUUCAGUAAAGUUGAAUUUUCAUUAC